CCAUGCAUGCAUCUCUUUAGCGCCAUUUUCGUAGUUCUAUUGUAUUGAAAAUUCAAAGAAAAAAAAAAUUAAACAAAAUUAAUUGAUUUUUUUUAUUUUUUUUUAGAAUUACAAACUGAUCAUCAAAAAUGCGAAAAAAAAUUGAUGAAUUUUGUUAGCAUUCAUACAACAACAGCAUUUUCCAGAAGAACAAAGAAUUAUAUCGGGCCCAUUUCAUACCAAUACUUGACCCGAAGGCCGAACCCAAUCCUUGUAUAGUUAUUGAUCUAAUUGCAUACAAAAACCCCAACUGAAAAAGAAUUUAUUAUUUUUAGGAUUUUUUGGGUGUGGGGCCUAGAUUGAUUAUAAUUCUUGAUUUUACAAUUUGGAUUUUUUUUUUUUUGGAUUAUACAAUUUUUGCGUGAAAUUUGGAGGUGGGUCACAAAGAUUUUUUGUAAAAAGUUUUGUUUUUUAUGAAGGCCUGUUUGAAGUUGGGAGGUUAAUGUAGAAAAAAAUUGAUCAUUUUGUGUAUCAUUUGGAGAUUUGAGGGAGGGAACAAAAAGGGGUUUGUGGGGUUUAUUGUAGAUUGUAAUUCUUGAUUUUAUAAUUUGGAAGUCCUUUUUUUUUUGGAUUGUGCUAUUUUUGCAUGAAAAUUGGAGGUGGAUCAUAAAGAUUUUUGUGAAAAGAUUGAGAUUAAGACAUUUGGGAGUGGAAAGAUUGUUUUUUUUGAAGGCCUGUUUGGAGUUGGGAGGUUAAUGGUGAAAAAAUUGAUCUUUUUGUGUGUUCUUUGGGAGAUUUGAGGGAGGGAACAUAAAGGGGGUUUGUGGGGUUUAUCUAGAAUCAUUCAUGAAAAGAAUUUUUUACUUCUUUGAUGGUGAUUCAAGGGCAAAUGGGUGUGAGAGCAGUAGUAGUUCAUUUCUUUCUGUUCUUGUUUAUGUUGUUUUUCACUUUGGUAGCUGUAUCUGGAAGCAAGGAGGACUUAGAAGAUCAUUUGCUUGCUAAUGUGAUCAACUCUGUUGAGAUUAAUAGGGAUAUGGUUGAGCUAUUUUGGUUGAACUGUAAGAUAGAGUUAAUACGUGCUAAUGAAGCUGUUGAAGAUCUUGAGUAUUAUGUUGCAGAGGAAGAUUCAAGUGUGGGAGAUGGGUUCCUGCUUAAAAGUAGGUCAGAAAAACAUAAGCAUAUCGGUGACUUGCAUCCGCUGGUUAAGCAAGUCCUUCUUGGUUGUUUGAGGGAAAAAAACCUCUUGUUUCUUAUAUGUGGAGAGGAGAAGGGCUCACCAAAUUGGUAUGCCAGGUGUGUGGAGUUUCUCUUCUCCUGGCAUGGAGCUCCUAAACGACGCAAAUUGAAAGCAGCCCCUAGUCCUCCUCCUGCCUCUCCUAAGUCAAAGCCAUCUAAAUCACAAGACGACAAAAACUCAAAAAAGAAAUCUGCAGCUAAAGACAAUAAGAAAACAAACAACGUUGGAGUUCCUAUUAUAGCGGCUUGUGCCGCCAUAACUGUUCUCACAGCACUUCUGUGCAUAUGCUGCUGCUGUUGUUGUCAGUGCUGUAGGAGAUCCAAAAAGGGGUUGAAUGAUGAGAGGCCCCUUCUUAGCUUAAGCUCGAGUGACUAUUCAUCACACAAGUCAUCUGCUUUAGGAUCUUCAUUCAAUAACAAUCCCAAUGAUGAUUCAAAGAUUGAGAUACGAAGGACGGGACCAGCUGGAAUGCCUCCACUGAAACCUCCGCCUGGUAGGGUGGUUUCUUCUGCCCCACCUGCACCUCCGCCUCCUGCAAAGCCAUCAACUCCUGCACCUGCUGCACCACCUCCACCACCUCCACCACCGGGAAAGCCUUCUUCUGUUGGCUCAAAUCCUUCUACACCGGGACCUCCUCCUCCACCACCUAUGAAGCCUGGUCCUCGACCACCACCUCCUGGUGGUCCACCUCGGCCACUUUCCACGGGCUUGAAGCCACCUCGACGUUCGCAUCUUGGAUCAAAUGGAUCCUCAAGUGCUUCAACUGAGGAAGAAGAUACUGAUGCUUCCAAAGCUAAGCUUAAGCCUUUCUUCUGGGAUAAGGUUCAAGCCGACACUGACCAAUCAAUGGUUUGGCAUCAUGUCAAGGCAGGAUCUUUCCAGUUUGAUGAAGAGCAGAUAGAGACUCUAUUUGGAUUUUCCGGAGGUGAAAAAAAGAAGAAUGGGCCAAAAAAGGACCCCUCUCAAGAUGCUUAUAUUCAAAUCAUUGACCAGAAAAAGGCACAAAACUUAUCUAUUCUUCUUAAAGCCUUAAACGUGACGACUGAAGAAGUUUGUGAUGCACUGAAAGAAGGAAAUGAGCUUCCUGCUGAAUUCAUUCAAACUUUGCUUAAGGUGGCACCAACUGCUGACGAAGAACUGAAGCUGAGGAUCUACAGUGGGGAACUUUCUCGGCUUGGACAGGCAGAGAGGUUCCUGAAAGCCUUGGUUGAGAUUCCGUUUGCAUUCAAAAGGCUAGAGACAUUACUUUUCAUCUGCACACUUCAUGAUGAGGCAUCAAUGAUCAAAGAAUCAUUUGCCACCUUGGAGGCUGCUAGCAUAGAACUCCGAAAUAGCAGGCUGUUUCUCAAGCUCCUUGAGGCUGUUCUGAAAACUGGCAAUCGGAUGAACGAUGGAACGUUUCGUGGCGGUGCACAAGCAUUUAAACUUGACACGCUUCUGAAAUUAUCAGAUGUGAAAGGAAUAGACGGGAAAACUACAUUGUUGCAUUUUGUUGUUCAGGAGAUAAUCCGCUCAGAAGGUAUACGAGCUGCCCGUGUUGCCAGGGAUCUAGGGAGCUUGUCAAGCAUCAAGUCCGAUGAUCUGCUUGAGGAUUUGCCUCCGGAUACAGAAGAUGACUAUCGAAAUACUGGUUUACAAGUUGUUUCCAGUUUGAGUAGUGAUCUUGGAAAUGUGAAAAGAGCUGCAAUUCUGGAUGCAGAUAAUUUAACAGGCACAGUGGCCAAACUUGGCCAUGCACUUAUAAAAGCACGCGACUUCCUAAAUUCAGAGUUGAAGAGCAUAGAUGACAAAGAUGGGUUUUACCAGACCAUGAAGAAGUUUGUGCAGAAUGCCGAGCCUGAUGUCAUGUCAUUACUUGAGGAAGAAAAGCGAAUAAUGGCUCUUGUUAAGAGCACGGGUGAUUAUUUCCACGGAAAUGCUAAGAGGGAUGAAGGUUUGCGAUUGUUUGUGAUUGUUAGGGAUUUUCUCGUUAUUUUGGAUAAGGUAUGCAAAGAGGUAAAAAAUGCUCCAAGAAAGAUAAAUAGCACACCAAGGAGUUCAGAAUCCACCCUUUCACAGCGACCUGAUCAAUCCACCCCUUCACAACGACCUGGUCCAUCCGUCCCUUCACCAAGACCUGAUCAAUCUGUUCCUUCACAACGACCUGAUCAGCGUCAUAAGCUUUUUCCGGCUAUCGCAGACAGGCGAAUUGAUGAUUUUAAUUCAGACGAUGACAAUCCGUAAAUACUUUUUUUCUCAUCAGGUACAAGGGAUCUGAGCACACCAACUAUGCCUCAAUAUGAAUCCUUACUGUCCAUAUCGCUCCAUUUAUGCUCGUCUGAGUCUGCUAACCGCUGCUUAGGGAUCUUAGUGAACGAGGACAAUGGGAUAAAAUAUUCUUUCAUUUUGAACCCCAGGAAUGGUAGAUGGAAAUCCGGAAGAGAUUGACUCGUUGCUUGGUAGGCUAACUUGAUCGGAACAGAGACCUGACAAAAGCUUCAGUGAAUUUCAGAGAUGAUCUGCUACCUGGCUCUGCAUCGAUGUGUCCCGUCUUGCAGCUCCACUUGUCCUUAAGGAAGUAGCUAGGAUCAUUCUUUUUGUUCUUUGUAAUUAUUUUGUCAAUUUUGCUGACAAUUCUUUGUUCGAAUGGAAGUAGCGCUGUGCAUUAUUUAUUCGCGAUGUUUACACGAAAGCAAUGUAUAUAAUUUGUUCCGCCACAGGAAAUUAUUUGAUUCGUCAUUUAAAAAGUUG
Molecule: messenger RNA, 3946 nt
Organism: Capsicum annuum
Lineage: Eukaryota; Viridiplantae; Streptophyta; Magnoliopsida; Solanales; Solanaceae
Product: formin-like protein 5
Exons: 6
Coding region: 851-3439 (862 amino acids)
Biological process (GO): actin cytoskeleton organization; actin nucleation
Molecular function (GO): actin filament binding
Source: RefSeq, a predicted model, not a curated record